AGACGCUGGGGGAGUUGGUUGGAGGCGGCGGCGGCUGCUGGAAGGAGGCGGCUUCUGGAAGAGGAAGACCACCGGGUCUGGAGGCGGUGUCGGGGGCCGAGAGUUGACCACAGUAGUCCCAGCCACUGCCUAGGACUUUGUUUGCUAUCUGGAAACAGCCUGGUGUUCAUGCUGGCAGAACGGAGGGGGUAUCGACAGUUCACUUGGAUCUGAAGACCCAGAGACUUGAUCUACAGAGGCAGCUUGGCCUUUCGGCACAGACAAGUCACCAGAAUCAGUGCAUAUUUUCAAGAUUCCAAGGGAGAACUGACUUCCCCAGAGACGGCUCGACGGGAAGCUUGAAGUUACCAGCUGCCUGUUGAUUUCUUAUGAGUUCUGUUUCUUUGGCUUCAACCUAUGAGACUGAUGAAAAGAUGGAGGCCUUGAUUUUCCAACUGUCACCUGUGGCUUCUUGAUUUCCAACCUUGCCAGAGAUUUUGUACUGACUCGAGUUGAACUGAGUUCUCAGGCUUUCUUGAAGGAAUACUGCUGAGACAUGAAUGAAGGAGCUUGCUGGCCCCCUAAUGGGGAGGAGAGAGAAGAUGGCCAGGUUGUGAGAACUUCUGCUGAGUCAUCUCUACAAAUGGAUGAGCAAGGCAGCUUCCUUCCAGCAAUCAAAUGUGUUCCUAUCUCCGCCCUGAAGUACCAGACAGUCCUCCAGGCCCUGACCCAGGAAGACGGGGGAUUAGAGCCAGCCGGAGAUAGCCCGGAGAUGCUCAGAGCCCAGGAGGAAUGGGAAGCGGUGGAAAACAUUCAGCCAGGAGCCGGCGGCUGGGAAAGCUCAGACAGACACGGGCAGCUGAUUUCCUUCAACGAGGCCCUCCAGCACUUCCAGACGGCCGACCUCUCCAGUUGCAGGAAGACGACCCCCCAGCCAGCAGUUUCCCGCAGGGGGCUCUCGGCUCUCUUCCGCUGCUUCUUUGGGCCCCCCCAGCUGCUCGACGGCCUUCAGGAAGAACGGGACCUAAUCCUGGCCAUCGCCCAGUGUGGCCUGGAUAGCAAGGACCCCGUGCACAGCCGCGUCCUCCAGACCAUUUACAAGAAGCUCACGGGUGCCAGGUUUGACUGUGCCCUCUACGGAACCCACUGGGAGGAGCUGGGCUUUCAAGGAUCAAACCCCGCCACAGACCUUCGGGGGGCGGGCUUCCUGGCCCUCCUGCAUCUCCUCUACCUUGUGAUGGACUCCAAGACCCUUCUGCUGGCCCAUGACAUUUUCCGGCUUUCCCAGCACCAUACCCAGGACCAUCCAACUCCAGAAGUAUCUUCACAUACUAUCUCAUUAGAUCCUUACAACAACCCUGUGAGUGAGGUGUGUGAGCACUUCCCCUUCUGUGUGAUGUCGGUAAACAUCACUCGAAUAGUGAUCCAGGCCCUUCGGGAAGAGUGUCUCUCCAAAGAAUGCAAUCGCCAGCACGCGGUGAUCGCCGUGGUGAACAGUCUGUAUGCCGCCGUUUUUCUGCGCCUCGCCUACGUCUGGAGGACCCAGCAGAAAACCGUUUUGGACUCCAGCUUUGUUCUCAAAGACCUGGAAAUACUGGCCAAAAAGAACCCAAAGCUGCUGCUCCGGAACCUGGACACCUACUUAACCAAAGGGCUGCCCCUGCCAGGGCUGUCUGGGACACAGAGUGUCUCUGGCACCCGCCCCAAGGACCUCGGCUUCACAGGAGUGUGCGACCUCUAGCUCCCACCCCAGAGGAGCACCAGCUGGAUGAUUCCAGAAGCCCCAGGAUCUGGAGACCAGACCUUGAAGAGCCUGGAAAGGCCCGCGUGGGGCAUCAGCUAGGAUAGCUUGGUCAGGCCUCGCCAGCCCUGUUCUCUGUUGGUGAGAUGUAGCUUUUAGAGGGAGGAUCCUGGCCUGGAGCCGGGACUGCCCAAUAGCUUUAACCCCCAGGCUGGGGGUGAGCACCCCUGGGUUAGAUCCAUGGGGUGCCCAGGCACCCAAACUUAGAAUGGCCCCAAGGUUUACAUGCCCAGUCUGAGUAGCGAAGGCCUUGCUUAGUUCUACAGGGCUCCUGCGUGGAAUUCAGCAGAGAUCGACGGAAUGUUUGUGUGAGUAGAAUUGAGGUCAGAGACAUGAAUUCAUGGGAAAGUACCCACAGAAGACUCAUUCCCUGGGCAGAAGGGCUUUCCAGGCUGCACAUGUCCUGCUAACUAGGAGCAAACAUAGUUUGAGCCUGAGGAGAAGUAGAGUAAAAGAGAAGAAAAGGUAGUAACAGCAACCCCAGGACAGUGCUGGUCGGAGGCAGUCUGGCCUGAGGAGGCUCACCUUGGGGAACCUCCUUCCCCGUUGCGUGUCAGGGCCGGAUGCCCUGUGACCCCUGACCCCGUUCUCUUCUGCAUGGUGGUGCCCGCUUGGCGGUUUGGCCGUCUUCACAACUAGAGACAGCCAGGCAGGGGAAGGAGCGGCGGUCACAUGAAUGGUUUUCAAAUUAAAAAAGAUGGUCAAAGUUUCAGGAUCUCACAGAGUUUUUAUUUUCCUUUCAGUAAGUUUCUCAGUCUAGUUCAGGUGGGGAGCAGCAUGGAGGGAGUGCAGUAGCGAGAGAAGGUGGCAGUGGCGCUAUCGUGCACAUCGCUAGUACAUUGCUUGGUACGUUACUCUCUAUAGCUAUGCUCUGUAGGGGUCUUGGGGGA
Molecule: messenger RNA, 2670 nt
Organism: Dromiciops gliroides (monito del monte)
Lineage: Eukaryota; Metazoa; Chordata; Mammalia; Microbiotheria; Microbiotheriidae
Gene: ELMOD3
Product: ELMO domain containing 3
Exons: 13
Coding region: 536-1720 (394 amino acids)
Source: RefSeq, a predicted model, not a curated record